AUGACUAGUCAAGCCGGCUGCGACCACGCGAUAAACAGCUUUUAUGGAAUUUUUAAUUUUGAUGGUGCCAUUCCAACAUUAUCUAUCCGACCAUAUUCCUUCACCAGAUAUUUGAGGAGAGGAAUUAAAUCGCGCAAUGGAUUUGUUGUCUACAUCUACAGCCCACGACACCUGCUAGAUCGUCGAAAUCCGUCGAUCCGAGAU
This is a messenger RNA of Mesorhabditis spiculigera, 204 nucleotides long. NCBI's taxonomy places the organism in Eukaryota, Metazoa, Nematoda, Chromadorea, Rhabditida, Rhabditidae. The record is from the annotation of a GenBank genome assembly.